Dioszegia hungarica is the source of this 606-nucleotide messenger RNA. Its product is annotated as dihydrofolate reductase-like domain-containing protein. The annotation marks the transcript as partial. The record is from RefSeq and is a predicted model, not a curated record. NCBI's taxonomy places the organism in Eukaryota, Fungi, Basidiomycota, Tremellomycetes, Tremellales, Bulleribasidiaceae. The transcript has 4 exons. Gene Ontology annotation, biological process: riboflavin biosynthetic process. Gene Ontology annotation, molecular function: 5-amino-6-(5-phosphoribosylamino)uracil reductase activity.
AGGCCGUAUUUGACCUUGACGUGGGCGCAGUCGCUGGAUGCGAAGAUCGCGGGGCCAAGAGGCGCGAGGGUGAUUUUGAGCGGGAAGGAAAGUAUGGAGAUGACGCAUUGGAUGCGGGCAAUGCACCACGGGAUCGUCAUUGGCGUCAACACCUUGCUACUCGACAACCCCCGUCUACAAGUCAAUCUCCUCCCUCCCGCCCUCAACCUCAGUCCUCCCGCCAUCUUCAUCCUAGACCCCAACCUCCGCACCCCAACAUCCGCCCGGAUAUUGACCGAAUGGACGACGCAUAUGCACAUCCCGGGUCAAACUACCGCUGCUCGACCGACGAUCCUGUGUGGGGCGCACAUGGUCUGGACCGCACGGUAUAGAGAGCUGGAAGCUGCAGGGGCGGCAAUCUUUGGGAUGCAACUGGACAAGAACGGACACAUCCCACCCCAGGGGCUAGUCAGUAUCUUUACUUCCCUCGGUAUCCGCUCCGCCAUGAUUGAGGGCGGAUCCCGCGUCAUCUCGUCCUUCCUCCACGCGCCGAAGAGGGAAGACGGAUCGGCGAUGAUUGACAGUGUUGUCGUCACUGUCGCGCCUAUGUUUAUCGGUGACGGCGUC